Messenger RNA from Hordeum vulgare subsp. vulgare (domesticated barley), 1500 nucleotides. RefSeq lists its product as uncharacterized. The record is from RefSeq and is a predicted model, not a curated record. Gene Ontology annotation, biological process: retrograde vesicle-mediated transport, Golgi to endoplasmic reticulum. Gene Ontology annotation, cellular component: endoplasmic reticulum; SNARE complex. Gene Ontology annotation, molecular function: SNAP receptor activity. Lineage: Eukaryota; Viridiplantae; Streptophyta; Magnoliopsida; Poales; Poaceae. Bases 488 to 1204 code for a protein of 238 amino acids. The transcript is spliced from 11 exons.
UUUCGAUCGAAUUGACCAACUCCCGCAAAAGAAAACGAUUGGAGACAGAAACGCCGAGUGAGGCCUGGCUCCUUCCCCGCGACCAAAAGCUUCAGGCGACGGCGACGGCGGCGGCGCAGCUCGUUCCGGUUUGCUCUGGAUCGAGCCGUAGCUGCCAUCACAUUUUACAGGGAGCAACAGCGAGCCUACAGGACAGUCUGCCUGUGCGAUGCCGAUGCGGGCCGGUUGCAUGCGCGCCAGGGACGUCUUCGUGCGGCCAACGCCGAGCUGGGUAGCAAGCUAGACUCUACUGCGGUAUUUCCGUAUGAGCUAGCAUCAAUCAAGGAGGGAGGGAUUUGAAAUUGCUGCGUACCUCGAGUCCUUAGUCUCGUCCUCUCCGGCGAACGGCCAACAGCAGGAAGGGUAGCGCCUCUGCUCCAAUCCAGCACCACUGCUCCUCUCCUAUGUGCAUCAGCGUGCCCCCUUUGAAAGCGGGUAUUAGUUAAUCAUGGUGUUCAGCAAGGUGGAAGUGAACUUGAAAAGACUGCUUGAGGCGGCCCCCCGCCAGCAGAAUCAGGCUAAGCUUGUCCAUUACAUAACCACAGCCAGGGAGCUGUUGGAGCAGCUUGGAGCUGAAAUUACACCAGAAGGAAUAUCAAGUGUUUCAAAAGCUAAGCUCAGUGAGUAUUCAGAAAAGAUUGAAGCACUAGCUGCCACGCUUGCUUCUCUAGUGCCAGAAAAUGAAAAUCUGGUUGAUGAGAGUAGAGAACAAGACAGCUCUUAUGAAAGAGAAAAGGUUGGGAGUCCAAUAUCCUUAUCAUCAGGAUUGCGGAGGAGAUCGACGGCUCAGGUGGAGGUUGGACCAAGCAGUCAUGAGAGAAAAGAAAGAGAAGCUGGAGCACCUAUUAAAUUGGAUGCAGAAGCUCAAGCUCACAUUGAGAAGCAUAGGAAGCUGCAAGAAGAUUUAACUGACGAAAUGGUUGACCUAGCACGCCAGCUGAAGGAGAGUAGCCUUUUAAUGAACCAGUCCGUGCAAGAUACAGAGAAGAUCCUCGAUUCCACCGAGAGAGCUGUGGAGCAUAGCCUGGCGAGCACCGGGCGUGCAACGGCGCGAGCCUCGGAGGUCUACUCGGUGGCCUCCAAGACAACCUGCUUCCAGUGGCUGCUCAUCUUUCUGAUGACCUGCAUGUUUGUCAUGGUGGUUCUGCUCAUACGGAUCACCUGAUGUCGCCGUGGCUACUGAAAACCGCGUCACCAGGAGCCGUUAAGAUAGUUCUGCGGUCUUGUCAACAGGCCUUAUAUGAAGAUAAACUUGAGUUCCGGAGGAGCACUGUUGCUCACCAUCGUUAGGCGGUUUGCUGAAGAAAGAUGUCCCGUUGGGAGAACGCAUCGGCUCACUGUUAAUUUUGGAAAUACCAAAUGUUCUUGUUCAUGCACAUUUUCUGAUCUGGAAAUUCUGGUCUAAAAAGCAUGUAGAUGUUUCCCCUCAAACAAUGUAUAUAAUUCAGUCGAUAGCUUCAA